CGCUUCGCCUCCAAUCAUGUCCAAGCUGUCGACCGGACGUUUACUGGUUGCUGUUUUGAUUUGGAUUCCUUCAUGGCAGAUUGUCAUUGUGGUGUGUGAGCCGAGCCUUUAGCUGUUGUUGAUAACAUGAUCGCCCUUUUUAAUAAGUUACACUCCCGAUGGUUGACUUUCACCCUCAGGCAUCCGCGGACAGCAGCUACGGCGGCUCCCAAGGUUAACCUGUCCACAGCCCCUCCAAAGCCCGUCAUUCCAUCCAAGAAGCCCAUAAAGGUGGAGCUUGUUGGAGGAAAACGCUACUCAUGGUGCUCCUGUGGAUACAGUAGGAAACAGCCGUUCUGCGACGGAACCCACAAAACCAAAGCAGAGGGAAUGAAGGGGCUUCGCUUUGUACCGGAGAAAGACUCCACGGUGUGGCUGUGUGGAUGCAAGCACACCAACAACUCACCUUACUGCGACGGCACGCACAAGCAGGACUUCAUCGUGUCUGCUCCGCUGCAUGAGUGCACAAACUGAUGAAGGCGAAGAACCCUGAGGACAGAGAUGUCUCCGAACUGAGUCGGUGGGAGAAACAUUUUAGACAAAACGGCAUCGGGACAAAUUGUUUCUCGUUUAAAUCAGCGGGACAUGCUGCCAGUAAACUAAACGGUGAUCUAGGUUUCCACUCUUAACUUUGGAGACGAGUGAUCUUACAGAAAUAAAAUUAUUGUUCUUGAAUCCGUUUUUUUUUUUUUUUUUAUUCUAAUUUAGUUGGGUAAGGUUUGUUUCUUGUCUAAAAUAUAAAGGAUUAUUCAUGAGUAACAGGAAAGCAGGUGAUUAUGUACAUAAUUUGAAAUCAUCUUCAUUGAAUGAACUGAGGCUCAUUCCUAGAAUGAAACUUCUUUGCUACUGGAUAUUCCACAAAGUGGUAUUUGUAUUAUAAGGUAAGUGGAAGUGAGUGGGGACUAAGGCGAUGGAAUGACUUCCACCUUUUCUGGUAACAGUCUUCAAAUAUCUAGCCAAAAUUACACCAAAAAGUUAAUGGGUGCAUAAACUGGUGAUUAAUGUGCAACUAGCUAAGAAACAUCUAUGCAAAGAAUGCAUGAUUUUACUUUAUAUGAAAAAUAACAAAUUUACAACUUGUUCAACUAACUGUUUUGUUACAUGACCAAUCCAUUCUGGGAGGCCAAAGGGAGUUUUAAAUGGACAAUUAAAGAACAUGUUAUAGAUAUUCAUACCCAGGAUGACUGGGUAUGAAUAUGAAUACUCAGUAUUUACAUUCAUAUUACAAAUCAGAAAUUUCCUCUGAAUGGAGAAAAUGACCGUGAAAGUCAACAACAGAGAAAAUUAAACAGGAGGCUCACGUCAGAAAAACCUAAUAAGUAAACAUUUUAUUGACCUAAAACAUGCACGUAUGGCUGAUUUAAAAAAAAAAAAAAAAAAAAAGAAUCUGUUGAAAUGCAACAAAAAGGGAAUGUUGCAAUGUACGGAACAACAUACAUGGCGAAAUUUUGCAAAAUCCCUUCUUUUUCACUCAGUUCUUUGAACGGGGACAUCGUGCUGACGAACACGUUGCCCAUCAGUGUGGUAGUGCUUGGACUCGAGUGUGAAAAUACGGCUGGAGAUUCUCCUGCUGA
Messenger RNA from Poecilia latipinna (sailfin molly), 1613 nucleotides. Its product is annotated as CDGSH iron-sulfur domain-containing protein 3, mitochondrial. NCBI's taxonomy places the organism in Eukaryota, Metazoa, Chordata, Actinopteri, Cyprinodontiformes, Poeciliidae. The record is from RefSeq and is a predicted model, not a curated record. Gene Ontology annotation, molecular function: 2 iron, 2 sulfur cluster binding. The transcript has 3 exons. Gene Ontology annotation, cellular component: mitochondrion. Bases 127 to 513 code for a protein of 128 amino acids.